AUGCACCGUAACACUUCCCUCCUAGCGCGAAUAAGCGGGAUAUUACCCCCACCACGAUUAAAUGUCAGUGUCUAUAAAGGCGUGCGAUAUCACCGCGAUGGACAAGUGUGCAGCUGUCGCUUUUGCGAGAUCGUGCGGGCACGCGCCGAGCUUUUCUUGUACGAGGAUGAGAAAGUGGUUGUCUUUCGCCCUUUGCGACCAAUUAUGGCAAGUCAUGUCCUCAUUGUGCCGCGCGCACACAUUCAGAACGUUAAUCGGCUAGCUACCAGACAUCGUGAGCUUCUCGUGCGCAUGUACCGUGUGGCCAAAGCUGUCAUGAUCAAGAUUACAGAACCUGGAGCGUUUGACGAGCAAAUGGACUUAAAACUUGAAGAGCUUGACGAUACAUACAAGAAUCCAGUGCGUUACUCGUUUCAUGUGCCACCUUUUAACAGCAUUGAUCAUGUUCAUAUGCACGUUUUUCACGACGAUGCGCGCAGUCUCGGCUGUUAUGGGCGCAUCAAAUAUCGCACCAAGUCCUGGUGGUGUCGCUCGUACGAUGAAGUAAUGGAUAGACUAACGGAUAUAGCCGACGAUGAACAACACGACGAAGGUGCUGAUCUUGAGACGUCGUCAUCCACCACGUCAAGCCCUUCGUUUGAAGAGCACCGAAUAGCUUAG
This is a messenger RNA of Plasmopara halstedii, 660 nucleotides long. Its product is annotated as histidine triad nucleotide-binding protein 3. The record is from RefSeq and is a predicted model, not a curated record. Gene Ontology annotation, molecular function: catalytic activity. Lineage: Eukaryota; Oomycota; Peronosporomycetes; Peronosporales; Peronosporaceae. Bases 1 to 660 code for a protein of 219 amino acids. The transcript has a single exon.